AUGGGCAUACCACCACCAUCUCCCAAUGCCCAUCAGACAGACACAACCCCAACACCUAGCCCCUCUGAGAGGAAUCUAAAGGCCCAACAGCCCCGAACAGAAGCACGAUUUGAUCCCCCUACGUCCUCCUCUGAGGUACCCAUGGAGGCCCAAUCCCCAAAGGUAGUCCCCUCGCCCCCCCAACCCCCGGACUUGGCCUGCUCAGAGGACCCAAAUUCAGAGACCUCCUCGCCACUCCCUCCCUGUGAUCGCCCUCUGGAGGUCCCACAGAGGAAGCCAUCUGAAGUGGAUGAAGUAUCUGUUGGGCUAACACUCCCCAAAGACUGCCCUGAUGAAGAGCCAGUCAAGUUCCUGUGUUUCCCACCCAACCUGACAGACAUUGUGCAGCCAUGUGGCGUUAAAGGGAACUGCAGUGUCCCAAUGCCAGUCCUGCUGCCCAAGCAACCCAUUAACAAGACAGGAAACAUCAGUGCAGGUGAUGCCGUGUUCAGCACCCAUCCCCGAUCCCACUCUCSCUCAGGUUGCCUAGGUCCAGUUGGUGCUGGUCGGAAGGCUUGGAGGAUUGUCGGGGGGYUGUUAGCAGAGGACAAGUGGGGCUGGCAGAGCAGUUUACACUGGAGAGGGAAACAUGUGUGCGGGGGAGCCAUCGUCACRCCACGUUGGAUCAUUACUGCAGCCCACUGCUUCAUCCAGUACAACAUGUUUCAGGAGUCAGAGUGGCAGGUGGUUGUGGACACGCUCAGUUUGACGGACACAUCAGUGGGCCAACGCUACAGAGCACUGCAGAUCCUCUAUCACCCCAGCUUCUCCAUAAACAACAACGACUAUGACCUUGGGCUACUGCGCACCGUGGCUGACAUAGACAUGGGUGGUGGGGUUCGACCAGUGUGUAUGCCCAGUCCUAGAGAGUCCUUCCUUCCUGGUGCCCCCUGUUGGGUCACUGGCUGGGGCUACACUAAAGAGGGGGGCUCUGUACCGUCUGAGCUGCGACAGGCUCAGGUGCAAGUGAUAGCCCAGUCCAUGUCUUCCCACCCAAAUGUCUAUGGCUCCUACCUCACUCCCAGGAUGCUUUGUGCUGGCACCAUGGAGGGAGGAGUGGACUCAUGCCAGGGAGACAGUGGAGGCCCGCUGGUGUGUGAGACAGGGGAGGGGGACUGGAGGCUGGCUGGGAUAGUGAGCUGGGGAGAUGGCUGUGGUCGGCCCAACAAACCAGGAGUCUACACCAGGGUCACCCAGCUGCUCCCUUGGAUGUACAAAUAUGUAGAGAUGGACACAUUUGAAGAAUCUGGAACCCCAAAAACAAUGAAUUAUACCUCUGACAGCUAGAUUUUAUGAACAGCAAUAUGACCACUUAAUUUCUGCAAAAUAUUAAAGUAUUAUGUAUUUUUGCUUCACAUUCCA
This is a messenger RNA of Salvelinus sp. IW2-2015, 1401 nucleotides long. RefSeq names its product transmembrane protease serine 3. The record is from RefSeq and is a predicted model, not a curated record. Gene Ontology annotation, molecular function: serine-type endopeptidase activity. Lineage: Eukaryota; Metazoa; Chordata; Actinopteri; Salmoniformes; Salmonidae. Gene Ontology annotation, biological process: proteolysis.